ACACUACUCAGUCGUUCAUUUCUCUGUUUUCACCAUGCACUCUGUCGCCAAUGGAUUUGUCUUCGUGGUUCCGACGCAGCCUCUUAAGGAAGAGUGAAAAAACCAAAAACCCAGAUCCCUCUGAGCGAACUCUCCUGCCCCGAAGUGAAGAAGAGCAGCAACUGGGAGUCACAGAGGAACUGAUCGACCAUGUCAAGUCUUUCAAUUUAGACACUUUCAAGAAUUUCCCUCUCCCAGAUGAUGAGGGAGCUGACAAUUCUCCGACAACUUCGAGCAACGCUAAAAAAGAUCUAUCUGAAUGGCAGGAAAAACAUGCCACUCUUGUGCUCUCAAAAGCGAAGGAACUUUCCCAUCUGAGAUAUAAACUAUGCCCGGGAUACUUGAAGGAGCAUCAAUUUUGGAGAAUAUACUUUCUGCUUGUAAAGAAACAAGUGGCUGAAAUUAACGUGAUAAGAAGACUGCUUUGGAAUAAUGAAAGUUGCUUCCUCAUACAACUAUCUUUGAUACGAGCUGCGUGCCAUACAACUAGCGAGGCUGAAAGAAAUGGCAGUGGAGAAUGAGAAGUCUACAAAUUCCAUUGCAUAUGAAGUUGAAAUGUCAGAGGCAAAGCAGGGAGCAAGCUUCGCCCUUCCAACUCCAUAGCUUUAUGCAUUUCUUUUUAGGAGUAGGAAUGUAUUGGCUAGUCGACUGACUGAUCCACUGAACAGAAACGUAUUGGAAAAAUGUAGAAUCGUUUAUGCAUUCAUUUUCUUUUUCUUU
Prunus mume (Japanese apricot) is the source of this 759-nucleotide messenger RNA. RefSeq names its product BSD domain-containing protein. The record is from RefSeq and is a predicted model, not a curated record. NCBI's taxonomy places the organism in Eukaryota, Viridiplantae, Streptophyta, Magnoliopsida, Rosales, Rosaceae.